GUGUUUCCAACGUUUUGGGGGUAUUUUGGUCAACAAUUCCUUGAUAUGUGGAUGUAAAUACAACUAAUAAAUGAUGAGCGCGGAUAGCAGUAGAUACUACUCAGACAAUCUGGUCCUAGACAACUCAGCGGAAGGAGUCGUCAUCACUGGAAUCAAAGAUGACACGGUCGCUGCAAGAAGUGGCCUACAAGCAGGGGAUGAGAUUGUUGCAGCCACUAUCCACCUGGAGCACCUCAACAAAAAUGAAGUGAUGAACAUCCUGAAGGUCCUGGAGCCAUAUGACAGCAACAUUAAGGUUCUGACAAAAAAGCAGCUGGACGCCAGGGCUGACCUUGGCUCCUUUGGAUUAGGUCUCAAAGACCCUGCAAAGAUGCUCAACUUAAAAAAGGACCUGUCACUGGAUGCUCAGGCACCCAUUGUGUCCCUUGAUGGCCUGAAUGGAAAGCUAAAUGCUCCACAGAGCUUUGGGGGUAACAUAGGUGGUCCCACUCUCAAUGGAGACCUUCUAAAAAAGCCCUCAGCUGAUGGCAAGUUCACAAUGCCCUCCCUGGGACUGACCGGACCAGAUAUACAAGGAGAUCUAGAUAGCAGCUUCAAAGCACCGAAUGUCAGUGUCUCAACUCCCAAGCUCAACGCCCCCAAUGCCUCACUUAACAUCGAGAAUCCAGGAAUCAAGACAGGCAACCUGAAAUACAAGGCCCCAAAUUUCACGAUGCCACAGCUCAAUCUCCCUCAAAUCAAAACGCCAAAAGGAGACAUGGAUGUUUCUAGUGAUUUAGAUCUCCCUUCCAUCAGGGGAAAUCUAGAGAAACCAAAUCUCAAUCUGUCAGCCCCAAAACUUGAUCUUAAAAGUCCAGAUUUGGACCUGAAUGGGCCAAAAUUGGAUAUGAACGGGCCUGACAAAAUCAAAUGGCCCCAUAAGAAAUGGAAAGGUGGCAAAGUUAAAGGACCAGAUGCCGACUUAAAUGCUGACCUGUCUGCACCUGAUUUCAACAUCACCACACCAAAGAUUGGUGGGGAUCUAAGUGGACCAGAUGUUGACCUCAACUUACCCAAAGCUGACAUCAACGGCCCUGAUCUAGAUGCUGGUAAAAUCAACUGGCCUCAUCAUAAAUGGAAAAAACCCAAACUGCAUGACCCAAAAGCUGAUCUGGACUUAGAUGCAAACCUGAACUCACCAUAUGUUGAUGCCUCUCUGCCAAAAGUGGAUGGCGGAAUAAAUGUCCCAGGUGUGGACAUGGAUGGAGAGCUCCCAUCUGGCAAAACCCACUGGCCUCACUGGAAAAGGAAGAAGCCCAAACUUCAAGGCCCAAAAGCAGACAUAGAUGCAGACCUAAACACACCCGAUUUAAAUUUCUCAACUCCAAGGAUUGAUGUACCAAAUGCUGAGCUGAAUCUCCCAAAUGCGGACCUUAACGGCCCCAAUGCAGACUUUCAGGCCCCAGAUAUCGACGGAAAAGUGAACUGGCCUCAUCUUAAGUGGAAAAAACCCAAACUUCAUGGCCCCAAAGCUGAUCUGAGUGCAGAUCUGAGCACGCCAGAUUUGGAUCUCUCGGCCCCUAAAUUUGAUGGUGGGAUAAGCACACCAGAUAUUGAUCUGAAUUCACCCAAAGCUAAUGUUGAUGUGAAAGCACCAGAUGCUGGCAAAAUCAGGUUCCCAACACUCAAAAAGCCCAAGUUUAUGCUUUCUGGGCCAAAGGUGAAAGGCCCAGACGUUGACUUUGAUGCGAAUGUAAAAGCACCUGACCUCAAUCUCUCUCCUCAAGCAUCAUUUGAUGGACCCGAUGUUGAUGUGAAUUUACCCAAAGCUGAUGUAGAUUCUGGGAAUAUCAAAUGGCCGACUAUAAAAAUGCCAAAGUGGUCAGGCUUAGGUCCUAAGUUGGAUGGUCCAAAUGCGAAUCUAGAUGCAGAUCUUUCAGCCCCUGACUGGAGUCUUAAAGCUCCAAAGAUUGAUGGUGAAUUAAAUGCACCCGAUGUAAAUCUAAACGUACCCAAAGCUGACCUGAAAGGCCCAGACCUAGACAUUGAUACUCCAGAUUUUGACAGUUCUGGAAAAUUGAAAUGGUUCAACUUUAAGAAACCCACAUUUGGCACACUGAAUGGUCCAAAGGGGGACAUUGAUGCUGAUCUGAAGGUGCCAGACGUGGACCUCAAGGCAGUUGAUGUGAAUAUGAGUGCUCCAAAAAUUGAGGGUGGGAUUAAGACUCCAGACCUCAACUUUGACUUACCUAAAGGCAAUGUGGCUGCACCGAAUAUCGACCUCCAAGCUCCAGCGGUUGAUGCCUCAGCUGGAAAAAUGAAGCGACCCAAACUAAAUCUUCCAAAGUUUGGCCGGUCAGGUCCAAGAGUAAAACCACCGAAUCUCAAUGUUGAUGCUGACAAUGUCGAUUUUCCUGAUGUAAAUCUUAACCUGCCAAAAGCUGACGUCAAAGCACCUAACUUGAAUCUGUCUCCAGAUAUAGAUCUCAAUGCUGAUCUUAAGACAGAUCUUUCUUCCCCCAAAACAAACAUCAGUUUACCAGACAUUGAUUUUUUAACCCCAAAUUCCAAGCGUCCACAUGUCAACCUUAAUUUGCCCAAAGCUGAUGUAACAGGACCCAGUUUGGAUCUACCAAAAGCAGACCUGCAGGUACCUGAUCUCAACUUGAAGGCACCAGAUCUCAGCCUGUCUUCACCAAAGAUUAAUGGAAACCUCUCAGCACCAAAAACGGAACUGAAAUCUCCAAACCUGGAUAUCAACCUGCCGAAAGCCGACCUGAAGGGACCGCAGAUAAAUACACCAGAUCUCGAUUUCGAUUCCCAUCUGGGUGACUUUGAUUUUCCUAAUUUCAAGCGUCCAAACCUGGGUCUUUCAAGUCCUGAACUAGACAUUCCCAGUGUUCAUCCUUCAGUGGAGGCUGGAAUUGAGGCACCAAAGGUCAACAUUGGCACUCCAAAUGUAGACGCCAAUCUUGAAAAGUCUAAAUUCCCAAGUUUCAAUUUCCCAAAGAUGAGCCUUCCAGGACAACAACUAAAAGCAGUAGAGGAUAAUACCAAUGCAAAUCUUGAAUUCUCACCUAAUGUGAAGGUGGGAGGGAUCUCUGCUCCUGAAGUGAAGACAAGCCUCAACGCACCUGAACUGGAUAUUACAGCCGAAGCAGAUGCUGACGUUAAGGGUUCUCCAAAAAGCAAGUCAAGAUGGCCCUUCAAAUGGGGAUUCAAGUCUGGUUCAGGAAGCAAUGAAGACGAAAGUGGCGAUGACUCUGAAACCGAUGUCUCUACGGCUGAGGUGGAGAUGCCUGUAUUCAGAUCCCACAAACUGCCAAGGAACAAUCUUAAUGGCAUUGGAGGCAUUGAGGAUAUUUUCAGCACAUCAAAGCUUGAAACAGAGGCAAAGGAUUAUGUCGUGAGCAAAGGGAUCCGCUUGCCGGUAAUAAAUACAAACACAAAAGCAGGAGGAAAGGUUGACAUUAUGGAGAGACUGAAAAUGUCAAUGUAUAAAACACCCUCAGUGAACGCCUCACCAACCGAAGCGAAAACAGACAUCGAUCUGAAGCUCUCCGCCCCGAGUCUUGCUGCCGAUUCUUCUUUGGCGAGGGGAGGCACUUUCAAAGUUGAUAAGCCAGAGUCUGCACUUGGCCUGGUAACCCCGGAAAUUUCGACGUCAGAUGAAAAUGCCAAAAUGUCCGCGAGCCUCUCCAAUAUGCUCGGCCUUUAACAGCGAGGAUUAACAUGCUGACCGAUAGGCUCACCCGAGAAGUAAAGCGUCAGUCUGGAAAUAUUGUAAAAACAUAGACUCAACCAAUUAUUUGCCUUAGUUUGUGUCCAUGACAGAUAUUAACUGUUUGAUUUACACUUGCCACAGUUUUUACCAGCAACCAUCGGACCCGUUAUCGAGAGCCGGUUUGCAUCGUUCGACCUGAUCCGCAAACCGGCAGCUUUGUCAGGGACUGAUGUGUGAGAGGACGCGGACAUGAGCAUUGCAGCUCGCGGUGUAUGUCUGUGUUCCAGAGAGCAAGAAAAAGAGAGAGUGGAAUAUGAGGUGGACUGUUGAAUUUGAAACACUCCUUUCUCAUUUAUUUUACCCGCUAGCCUGAACUCGUGAUAUUUUCUGGUAAGCUUGGCGCAAACUCCCCCGAGAACCAGCUACAGUAUCCGUCUUGUGUGGUGACUUCAGGUAGCAAAGAGAAUAAAUGUAUUGUUUUAAACUGUGUAUAUUCCUGUUAUUUAUACAAGCUUGUUUCCCAACAUUGUUGAUUUGGAAGUAUGUCUGUCUCAGUAUUGCAUGUGAUCACAAGUUUCUCGGAAAUGCAUUACUUUACCUUAAAAUCUUUACUUGAUAAGAUAAUUAUGUGAAUGUGUUUGUGGAUAUUUUUGUUCAAUAAAUAACUCUUUAAAUUGA
Messenger RNA from Pseudoliparis swirei, 4381 nucleotides. RefSeq names its product neuroblast differentiation-associated protein AHNAK. Bases 71 to 3697 code for a protein of 1208 amino acids. Gene Ontology annotation, biological process: regulation of RNA splicing. Lineage: Eukaryota; Metazoa; Chordata; Actinopteri; Perciformes; Liparidae. Gene Ontology annotation, molecular function: protein binding. The transcript is spliced from 4 exons. Gene Ontology annotation, cellular component: nucleus; cytoplasm. The record is from RefSeq and is a predicted model, not a curated record.